Aureobasidium melanogenum CBS 110374 is the source of this 2175-nucleotide messenger RNA. Its product is annotated as putative plasma membrane ferric-chelate reductase. Gene Ontology annotation, cellular component: plasma membrane. Gene Ontology annotation, biological process: copper ion import; intracellular iron ion homeostasis; iron ion transport. The transcript has 6 exons. The record is from RefSeq and is a predicted model, not a curated record. Lineage: Eukaryota; Fungi; Ascomycota; Dothideomycetes; Dothideales; Saccotheciaceae. The coding region runs from base 1 to 2175 and encodes 724 amino acids. Gene Ontology annotation, molecular function: ferric-chelate reductase activity.
AUGCCUAGCAAUGAAUAUUGCCUCCAUGCCGUCUCGGUCUCGUACAACUAUCUCACUUUCUCUGGAGAAGGACACGGCACAUAUUAUGGUCCAAAAUGUAUCAAUCCUUUAUGGACAAUCUCUACAUAUGCUUCUGGGAAAACAUUCUGCACGGAUGACGAGAUUGCUAUUGGCUUCGAGAAGAUCCGUAAAGAGUGUGAAAGUGACGGUCUUGCAUUCCUGGACUGGCAGCAAGUUGUUGCCAAUAUCACACACGACGACAUUGCGCAGAUGAGAGUUGUCGAAUUUGAAGAAGUGCCUGCUGGUACAAAUAUCACAAAUCCAGUCAGGCUUUCUAAGUCUUUCUUCGGACGAGUCGGCAAUACUCUUAUGACUUGGGAGUAUGAGAUGAAUUGGCAUCAUCAGUCCAGUGUCGCACUCUAUGGAUUUUGGGGUAUCGCCCUUGGGGUUUCAACAAUUGUACGUUUCCUCAAAUCUACCAACAUAUCAUUCCAUGCGCCCUAUGUACAAUCGAGCACAGCGACGCAAAUACUGCAAUCAGCAUGGAUGUGGGUUCGAGUAAACCUGAUAAUCCCACCAGCUUUCGGAUCACAUCACCAACGUCUACUAUACUGGUGCACUAUCCCAACAAGGAUGGAGAGUGCUGUUGUCCUAGCUUUCUAUCUCUUGACGACAUAUCUUUCUGUGUCUCACUAUCGUCUGAUAUCCAACAAUAUCUACUGGAAUGACAAGUCUCAACAACUCUGGCGAUACGUCGCUGAUCGUACAGGCAUCAUGGCUUACGCUACACUCCCGUUGAUCUGGAUUUUCGCUGGUAGAAAUAAUGUCUUCAUGUGGGCGACAGGUCUGUCAUAUCGAACAUUCAACAUUUAUCAUAGACACAUCGCUCGAGCUGGUACAAUACUAGCAAUCGUACAUUCAGCUGUAUACACCUGGCUGUUUGUCGAAUUUGAGGGAUGGAGUAUGUUUAAGAGAGAAUUCACACAGCUUUGGCUACUUCUUGGUGUAGUGGCGACACUCACUAUGUGUUUUCUUUUGUUAUUCUCAGCAUCAUGGCUUCGCGUCAAGUUCUACGAGAUCUUUCUAGUCCUUCAUAUUGUGCUCUCUGUGAUCACCCUAGCGGGAUGCUUCUUACACACUUCCAUUUUCGAUAACAAAUACGAUACAUAUCUCUGGCCAAUCGUAAUCGUAUGGUUUCUCGAUCGUGUACUUAGGCUACUGCGCCUUAUAGCUUGCAAUAUACAUGUACACUUGAGCAAGCAAGUCAUGCAUCGCACACGUUCAGUUGCUUCAUAUAGCAAAGAGUCUGAGGUGAUCAGACUUGACAUAAGAACUAGCUCAAUCCUGGCUCAACCUGCUGCUGGACAAUGUUAUUACCUCUAUCAACCUAGCACUUGGCAAGGCUAUGAGAACCAUCCUUUCACGCUUGGAGCCUGGUAUUCACAGUCUUCUGCAUCAGAGGAUACCGACACCUAUCUGCUUCAACAUGACGAUCUACCAAACGAGUUUGAUCAAUCCGAUUUCAGUUCGAAAUAUCAAGCUACUGUUCGAAGUCUGACCUUCUGGGUCCGUCCCUACGACGGUUGGACUAGACGACUGCGAGACGAGUGUCUCCUGGCACCCACACAAACCACUAAACCAACGAUUCUCCUAGAGGGCCCUUAUGGUCAUCACUGCCCUGUAUCAUCUUUCGACUCUGUGCUGCUGAUCGCUGGCGGUACCGGCAUUGCUUCAGCGGUACCGUAUAUUCUGGAACAUGUGGCACUGUCUAAAGCAGGCAGCUCGGAUACCACACACAUGCAUUUACUCUGGACAGCGCGGCAAGCAUCCUUUAUCGGAGAAGUCUUUGCGCAAGAACUCCGUACCGUAGCUCAAAGGGAUGAUUUCUCGGCUGAUCUGUUUUUCACACGACAAAGUGAAACACCCAAGCAUGGAGAAGAACAACCCAGAGGCGAAGAACAUGAAAACUUGAGGUCAGAACUGCAGUACGGACGACCAGAUAUUGCAGCUGCUAUCGCCAAAGCUGCGACUAGAGCGAGGCUGACAGGGACGAAGGUGGCUGUAUUGGUCUGCGGUCCACCUGCUAUGGCUGAUGAAGCAAGACUCGCUGUCCAUCGUUCACUGAAACACGGCUGCAGCAAUCUCGAAUAUUUUGAAGAAUCUUUCGGCUGGUAG